AUGGCGAAGCAAUCCAAGAGAACACGCAAGUUCGUGCAGAGCGGUGGUGUAAAGGCUCGACUUGAGAAGGGCACCAUCAACAAGAAGGGAAAAGUGAAGAACAAUAAGAAAAAGGGUCCCAAAAAUGACGCUCAAGAAGGUAUCGACGCCAUCAAAGAGGCCAAAGCAAAUAAUUACGCCAAGGGAUUGGCGAGGAAGCGGGAAGAAGCAGAUUUUGUUUCCCAAAAGAAUCUAGGAGACUUGGAUAUGGAAUCUUUCUUUUCCGAGUUCGCGGGUGGAGUCGAUCCUGAUGAGUACGACGACGCCGAAGAGGAGGCUGCCGCGGAUAAUAGUAGCGACGAUGAUGACAAAGAAGAUAGUGACGAAGACGAAGAAGCAGAGGCGGAAGCAGAAGAAAAGCCAACAAAGAAAGCCCGAAAAGAGGCACAGCAGAAUCACGAAAGGAGCGAUUCCGACAGUGAUAGCGAGGAAGAAGACGUCGAAGUUCUAGAGAAACGAAUGAAGUCUGAAAUGGGAAAGCUUGAAUCAGAAGACCCUGAAUUUCAUGAAUUCUUGCAAGAAAAUGACGGGUCCCUGUUGCAAUAUGGGCAAUCUGCCGAAGGUGACAGUGAUAGCGACGAGGACCAUGAUAUGGCUGCAGUCGAAGAUGACGAAGAGGGAGAUGAUGACGAGGAAAAGUCCCAGCCAAUCGAUGGAAAUGCGAUGCGUCUUACGCCUGCUGCUCUGGCAAAGCUUGAGAAGGGUGCCUUUCAACAUCAUGGAAUCAAGAAUCUCAGGAAGUUGGUAAACGCUUACAAAUCUGCUUGUCAUUUGACAGACGGCUCCGAUAGCGACAUGAGGGGCCAAAGAUACCAUAUCGAGUCAUCCAAAGUGUUCGAUCGCCUCAUGGUUGUUGCCUUGACAAAAGUUCACGAGGAAUUCCAUUAUCAUCUCUUGGGGAAGGGAUCCACCCAAAAGAACCAGCUUCCAAAAAAGAAGGGAGUCAAAAAGAGUGCCGAUGAGGAUGCAGAAGAUCAAGAAGAUGAAGAAAUGGACCCAAACAAGCCAAUCAAUCCCAAGACUCUUGAAAAGUCACAAAGGUGGGCCGAUGCAAAGCCCAUUCUAAUGACCUUCAUCAAGGCCACUUUGCACAUUCUCUCCGAAGCAAAAGAACCAGAUCUCGUUGUGUAUGUUCUCAAGUCACUCUCCAACUAUAUGCCCUACAUGACUCCAUUUCCUCGCCUUGCAGAAAACUUCCUCAAGACGCUCACUGGGCUUUGGAGUGCACCCAUUGAUGCAUCAGAGGACUACCAAGUAGUUCGUUUGCAUGCCUUUCUCAGAAUCCGGCAGUUGGCCCUAACGCAACCAUUCCCAUUCAUCGAGGAAUGUUUGAAGAAGCUCUACCUAGCAUAUGCCCAAAGAGCAAAGUUUGCCAAUGCAGCAUCUGUCACUUCUGCUUUGCCUACUUUGACUUUUAUGGGUAACUGUUUGGUAGAGCUCUACAGUCUCGAUUACCAUUCAUCUUAUCAGCACGCCUUUGUUUACAUCCGGCAACUGGCCCUGCAUUUGCGUUCCGCAAUGCAAAAGAAAACACAAGAGGCAAUGGCGACCGUGUACUGCUGGCAAUACCUCCAUUGCUUGAAGCUUUGGGUCGCAGUCUUGACCGAAGCAUGCCAGUCUGACGAAUCUGGGGCAGGAGGGAGCGACGAUCAGUUGCUGCGUUCGUUGGUAUUCCCACUCACUCAAGUCAUUUUGGGAACUGUCAGUUUGAUCCCAUCAACGCGAUAUUUGCCGCUUCGUCUCCAUUGCGUGAGACUGCUUCAGCAACUUGCUGCUGCAUCUGAACAGUUCAUCCCAACUACAUCUAUUCUACUUGGCUGUCUGGACUUGAAAGAAAUUUACCAGCCAUCCAAAAAGACAACAAAGGGAGGUGUUCAGCCAUUGGCAUUGACACUCAGACUCCGAGCCGACAGUCCCCUCCGGACUAUGGAUGAGUUGGAGAUGUGUAUUUCGGAAAUAUUCCUAUUGCUAAACCGAGAGGUGGAUUUAUAUCAAUAUUCGCCCGGUUUCCCAGAGUUCUCAAUCAGGAUUUCGCAACGGUUACGAAAAUUUGCAAAAGAAAGCAGAUCUCCUCGAUGGAAGGCAUAUGCACGCGGAUGUCUUGAGCUCUGCACCAAGUAUCACGAACGAGGCGUCAACGAGCGUGCCAAACUGAACGAUGUUGCUCCUAGAGAUGUGAAACAACUCGAACUUCUUAGACCUAUUCGCGUACCCAGCAUGGGCGCACGGUACAAGGAGUCCUUGGAGAAGGAGAAGCGAUUGGAGGCCGCCAGUCGUCCAUUGCAAAAGACUGCCAAGAAAGUCAAGGAAGCUGAUGUCGAAGAUCCAGACGAGAAGAAAUCCAACAAGAGGAAGCGCUCCAAGAAGAAGAAAAAGGCAGAAGCUCCGAAAAUGUCGGAUGUGCCAAAGGAUGCUUUGGAACAAGAAGACGAAGUCCACGAGGGUAUCGAUUGGUCAGAUGACGAAGAGUAA
Messenger RNA from Cylindrotheca closterium, 2511 nucleotides. Lineage: Eukaryota; Bacillariophyta; Bacillariophyceae; Bacillariales; Bacillariaceae. The record is from the annotation of a GenBank genome assembly.